CUUAGCACUCACAUCGCGGUGCCUCGCAAAGUGGCACGAUCCUCCUCUUCUUGGAUCACUCACGCGCGAUUAUCAGUGGCAUUCACAAGAGGAGAACAAGUCCGGAUGUUCUGGUGGGAUUCUGUGCCAAAAAACAAAAAAUAAUCUCACCAGUCGCGUGUCAUCUCGAACAAUUCCCGCGCCAAAAAGGGGAAUCCUUUCCGCGAAUCUGGUUCGUGUGCUUCCUCUAAAAGUGCCAAUAUCCUGAAGUGACAAAAAAACCGUGGAUUACUAGUUUAUUGACUCACUUGCCAAAACUGACAAAGUGUGUAACAUCUUUUUUAUUUGAAUUUUUGCCAGUACUUCAAUUCUGUGAAUUAUUUGUGCAAAGAGAAAUUGUUCUAACUGUCGUUCUCUUGACUUGGUAGAACCUCAAAAUCAAAGUGUUUUAAGUGAGUGAUUUAAAGAAAGUUCAUUAAUUCUUUUUAGUGCCAAAAGUGACAAAAUAGCGAGGAAUAAUACAGCAAUUUGUGCAAUAAAUUGGAGUCAACAGAUGGUUAUUAUCUGAGUUUUAAAGAAAAGAAUAAGCCGUUUGAAAGAGUUUCCAGGCAAUUUUGGAGGAUUUAUUUCACAUGACUCUCAGCAACUGCAGAACAAACUUUUUGGCAGUAAUCACUAUCCCAAAUGAUAAUCCCAACUCCAAAGUGAAAAUCCAGUAGACAUGAAAUGUGGUAUGUUCUGUGAUUUGGCCAAAAGAGUGCGGAGUGUGAUUUCGGUGAGCCAGAGCAGUUAAGACUAAGAUGUAUUGCACAUGCGAUCGUGGUCUUAGUAGUUACCUCCAGCAACAUCCGUUCUCCACACUCCCGCGCGCCCCCUUCGUCGCGGCCGGACGCACGGUUCCCCGUCGCCCGCCACUGCUCACAUCAUCCCUCUCUGGUGCCAGGUCAUGUGUCAACCUGCCCACCGGCGAUUGUCAGUGUCCCACCGAGCGCCCCUAUCACUCUGCCACCGGCGGUAUAUGCGACGUCCACGCCGGCCAUGUGAUCCCGUGACGUUACAGUUGCUCCUGUAGAUCUCUCCAAUCCCAUCAGCAUUGCCCCCAGUCCUGCUGGACCAUCCAACAGCCCCCCGCCGUGUGCCCUCAAUCCCACUGGCCCACGGAUCCCAUUCCCUGCCUGUCAUCGCACAGCCAGACGCUGGGCAAUCAACAGCAGCCAGAGAUGCUGGGCGUCUCCAACGGCUGUGGAUCACCUGCCAUGUCAGCAUCUCCACCACCAGCGCCACCGCCACCAGCGUCCAGACACCAUCCCUUCAACAUCGGCGGCUGUUCGCGGUGUCGUUUCGCCACCAUUGCAACACCUACGCACAACAGGCGUGCUAACUCGGCAGGGCAUCACCUAGAAAUGCGUCACCCUAAUUAUAACGCACAGGCCAACUCCUACACAGGGUAUGAUCCACGAAGUAGACUACAAGAGGAUGAGGAUUCCGCCUGCCCAGCACUUCUUGAGCGAGAAUUCCAUUCACUCCAUCGAAAUGUGCCAGCUUUAAGGCGCGCUGGUGUUGACACUAAUGCAAUACGACAGCAUUUUUACCCAGACGGUGGUUGGGGUUGGAUCGUUUGUGGAGUCUCCUUCCUGGCCCAUGUUAUAACUACGGGUUUUCAACUCUCCUAUGGACUGUUGUUGCUGUACGCCAUUCGGCAUUUGGGGCAUGAAGUAGCAACGGAAGCAGGGUGGCUUGGAGCUGCCAGCUGGUCCGUUUCGAUGCUGUCUGCCACUAUAGUUGUAGCACUGUGUCGUCGAAAAUCCACCCGUUUGACUGCGGUCCUUGGAGGAUUAGUCCUUGCCCUGGGAAUUCUCUUCACGUCCUUUGCCACGCAGCUCCACCAAGUUGCCUUCAGUUACGGAAUUGUCGUUGGUGCUGGAGCUUCAAUGGUGCGAGAGUCUGCAGCCGUGAUGCUGGGCCUGUACUUCAAGCGACGUAGGCAAUUUGUAGAAAUGGUAACGUUAUCAGGCGAAGGGAUAGGUGUAGCAUUAUUUUCGGUGAUCCUGAAGGAAGGUGUAGGAAAGAUGGGAUGGCGCUUAGGCCUUCAGGCCGUGACGGGAUUUGUGGCGUUGAGCUUCUUCAUGGGUCUCCUCUAUCGACCAGCUUCGCUGUACCAUCCACAGCGCAGAGCCAUUCUCCAUCUCAAGAACCAAAGGAAGAAGGUCAAAGAAAAGAAAACCCACAUUCGUACACCAAAACCACCCUUCCUCGAUUUUACCCCAUGCAAAUCAUCCACCGUCCGGAUUCUCAUAAUUUCAGCAUCCGUUGCCGCUCUUGGAAUUUAUACACCCAUCUUCUACAUGUCCCUUCAUGGCUACCAAGAGAGCUACGACAUGCAAGAUUUGGUGCUAGUGCAGACCUUCUUGGGCCUUUCUGUUGCCGUGGGUGUAGUAGCAAGUGGAUCAGCCAUUAAUCGCGUCUGCCAACUGUCCUACAGGAAAUUCAGCAUAUCUCGUCAAUACGUCUGUCAAGGAUGUCUGACACUCGCUGCCAUUUCGAUAUUGAUCCUGUCUGCGGUGUCCGGCUACAGGAGUCUGUGUCUCUUGGCCUGGACAUAUGGCCUGGGCUUGGGUGGCUAUCGAUACACCCUCAAGAUGCUGGCACUAGAACGGGUGAGAGCAAAGCACUUCAGCAAAUCAUGGGGCUUCAUCAAGAGUGCUGAAUCUCUGCCUGUGCUCCUUGGGGUACCGAUGGCAGCCUUUCUCAAUGAUGCAAGCCACAGAUAUGGUCGUGCUGGAUACUACAUUUGCUCAGCAGCCACAGCCAUCGCCUCAAUCCUUCUCUUCUUUGUCGGCUAUCCAGAUGGCAGACAGAACUUUUCCAAAUAUUCAGCUAAUGGAUCUAUCACUUCGCACUGCACUGGCCCAGUGUCAUCCAGUGAGUGCCCGGACUUACUCAACCGGAGCUAUUCAUCCCGCUAUGGAACACCCUGGUACCAUAGUCCGCAUACAAGUAUGACGAAUGGUGGAUGUCCCAGUGGACAUCACCAAUUUCAUCGGCAGAACCGCUAUGGUAACGGCGUUUAUCCCAACGGAACAAUUGGCUCAAGCCACGGGCGGUUGCACAAAAGCCUCUCGUUUGCCUUCCAAUCCCCACAUCACAUGUGGGGUGAUUACCAGCAGCCACACUCCUGUCAUCAAGCACACAACGUCAUCGAUCGAUGUUAUUCAAGGUGCGACAUGCACAGAUCUCAGUGCAAUAUAAAUGGCUUCCAGAGCCAUCCCUCUCGAAGUCGUUCCGUUCCAGAGGGUCUGGCGUUUACUUCGCAUGGUUGUGACUGCCCCUGGACAGGUCGUUGCGCCUGGCAAUCAACAGGAUAAAUAAUAAAUACAAAUUAACAUUUUUGACGCUGUGAGAGGAAGUUUGUAAAGAUAUUUGUGAAAUAAAUUUAAUAAAAUGGUGGAGUAUACAUGGACUAAUACUUAUAUUCAUUUUUAUAAAAAAAGAAUAUUUUUAAAAAAUCACCAAAUUUUUAUUUUUUGUUAUGCUAUAACUAAAUUAAACUUUUGAAAAAAAUAAAUAAAUAAAUAAAAUACCUAAAUUUCAUUGUUAAAAAUCCAUUACAGGGAGUUCCGCUUUUAAAGAAAUUCUCAGGAUCGAAAAAGUCCCGCGAAUUCACUUCAGUGACACAGAAAAAUUGCAUACUCACAGGAGAGGUCUUUAGAAUAAGUUAUGGAAACGCCGUCAUGUAUGCAAAACAUUUUCGUCGCCAAUUUUUCAGCCUACACUCAGUCCGGGGAUUAUGCACAUUUUCGGGAUCGAAAAAACGCUCGAAAUGGUUUUAUGCAUCGAGAAAAUUAGCGUACCCGCAGGGGAUUUCUUUUGAAUGAAUCUGUCGUAGAACGAAUUUUACGCGGAAUAAAAGUAGUCAGAACAAAAAGAUUCACUUUUUUAAAAGAAAUUCAUCAACAAACAGAAUUCUUUGGCCAGAUUUCUUCAAUAAAUUGUUAGAAUCAGGGGGUGACAUUAGCUCUGAAAAAUGCGAUUAGUUUUAGUGUAAAUUUUUUCCUGUUUUCGUACACAUUUCACGAGAUAUCUGCAAAACUACGUAGGUUGCUAAUUUGGGGUUUUCAGUUGCCUAUUCUAUAUUAAAUUGGCUUUUAUUUUGUAUUUGAAUUAUUUCCUAAUCCAUUCUACAAUGACAGAAAAUAGCUAAUAAACUCAAAAGUUUUUUCGCCACGCUACAAACAUAUGGGAAACAUAGGAAACGUCAUGCCCCUGGUUAGAAUAUUUAAAAUUUUUACCUUUAUAAGAGAAAUUAAAGUUUUAUACUGAAAAAUAAGCAUAGUAUCUUCAAAUUUUCCGCGUCACAAAAUUGUAUACAUUUAGACGUAUUUCAAAAAUGAUUUCAUAAAUUGACUCCUAUAAGUAGACAAACUUGCAUAUUUGUAUGUGCAUAAUCUCGUCAGGGGCAUAAUCCCGAAGUGCAUAAUGCCGUGACUGAGUAUAUUUUCAGCGCCAAUCGUUCGUAAGAAAUGUAUUUUGAAUUUACUGCGAGAAAAAUAUUUGCAUACAUUUAUGGGCAGUUCAAAAAUUAUUUUAAAAAUGAGCUCCCAAUAGUACUCUAAAAAAAUGUCUUGUUGAACGAACAAAUGGAUUUUGUUGAAAUUUUGUGAAAAGGGUGUUAUUUACCAAUUUGUCAAAAUUUUUUCUUGCAUUUUAUGGCCUCUACACAUUGGAAGCAAUUUUUGUCAAAAAUUGCUUUUUUGAAGGAAAUUCCCUGCAGCGUGUAGGGGAAAACGCCAAAUUUCUGUCAAAAACGCAAUUUUUGACGAAAAUUGCUCCCAAUGUGUAGACGCCUUUAUAUGGAAAAACACCCUUUUGACAAACUUUUAACAAGAUCCAGUUGGCCGCCAAUUUGACAAAACUUUUCCAUAUACUGUAUGGAAGAACAUCCUUUUUACAAACUUGUCUUGUUAAUUUGACAAAACAUUUUUUUCAGAGUAGGCAAUUCAUAUCAAAUUCUUUUAAUCCGUUUUCACUUAAGCCGGAACUCCCUGUACUUUUAUAAAUUGUUAAUUCAAUUACCUGAAUUUCUCAAGUUUUAAGGAUUUACUACAGAAAACGGUUAUGGCCAUUAGUGUAGCCAUUUUUGAGAUGAUUCUAGACUAAUGGCCACUUUUUGACAAUCUUUGGAGAAUUGUAAAUAUUCAUUUGAAAUAUGUGUGUUAAGUUUCUAGGGCAAUGAGGAGAAAGUUUAACGAUGAAGGUCCUAAUUUUCAUCUGCUACUGCUUAGUUAAACCGUUUGGAGCAAAUUGAUGAAUUGUGAAUCUCAAAGAGAAGGACUUCUUAAGUGAAGAAGAGCCCGUAAAAGAUAGUUAUAAAUGGAUACAAAGCAGCCAUAGGUUAUGACUCCACUUUCUUUAUUUGUUUAACAUUUGAGUGUCCCAUCUUUCAGUUCAAAAUAUUACCUCAAUCAAUUAUAUCGUUACCCAUAGUUACCUCUAAAUUAGUUGAUUGAACCUCAAGUAUUUCAUCAAUAAAUUAUAACUGACUCUCACAGCAAAAUCGCAAAACGAAAGUUCUUCACUUUGGAAUUGACUAUAGAUAUAAGAGCCUAUUUAUUAAAUUGCAUAUAGAAUAAUUAAUAAAUUGUAUUAAAUUAAUUUGAGAAAAUCAAUUUUAAAAUUGUAACUUAUAUUGCAGUUGUAUAUCAAUAAAAGAAAUGGAAGAAAUUAAAAU
Molecule: messenger RNA, 5707 nt
Organism: Phlebotomus papatasi
Lineage: Eukaryota; Metazoa; Arthropoda; Insecta; Diptera; Psychodidae
Product: monocarboxylate transporter 2
Exons: 14
Coding region: 1200-3344 (714 amino acids)
Biological process (GO): transmembrane transport
Molecular function (GO): monocarboxylic acid transmembrane transporter activity
Source: RefSeq, a predicted model, not a curated record